CCUCCGCGCGUCUCGCAGCCGCCUCCCGCGCCGACCCGGCCGCAUCCUUCCCGCGGCGCGGAGAGACGCUCCCCCCUCCGCCGAGCAGAGACUCCUUUUUCUCCUCCUCGGGAGGGUGUCGCCACCUGGAUCGCCAAGUGUGAGGGAUCCGGGAGGCGGGGAGCGGAGCACCGUGACCCGCCAUGGCUCAAGCGGCCAAACAGCUGAAGAAAAUCAAAGACAUCGAGGCGCAGGCCCUCCAGGAGCAGAAGGAGAAGGAGGAAUCCAACAGGAAGCGGAGGAACCGCUCCCGUGACCGCAAGAAGAAGGCUGACGCUGCUACCAGCUUUCUAAGGGCAGCAAGAUCAGGUAACUUGGACAAAGCUUUGGAUCACCUGCGGAAUGGGGUAGACAUUAACACCUGUAACCAGAAUGGGUUGAACGGCUUGCACCUGGCCUCUAAAGAAGGGCAUGUGAAGAUGGUGGUUGAACUUCUGCACAAAGAAAUCAUUCUAGAAACGACAACCAAGAAAGGGAACACAGCUCUGCACAUCGCCGCCCUCGCUGGUCAGGAUGAGGUGGUCCGGGAGCUGGUCAACUAUGGCGCCAAUGUCAACGCUCAGUCUCAGAAAGGCUUUACACCUCUGUACAUGGCAGCACAAGAGAAUCACUUGGAAGUGGUUAAGUUUUUACUGGAAAAUGGAGCUAAUCAGAAUGUAGCCACAGAAGAUGGCUUCACACCUCUUGCCGUGGCUCUGCAGCAGGGCCAUGAGAACGUGGUGGCACACCUCAUCAACUUCGGGACGAGAGGGAAGGUGCGCCUCCCUGCCCUGCACAUCGCGGCCCGCAAUGAUGACACCCGGACAGCUGCGGUGCUUCUGCAGAAUGACCCCAACCCAGACGUGCUUUCCAAGACGGGAUUCACCCCCCUCCACAUCGCAGCUCACUACGAGAACCUCAACGUGGCCCAGUUACUCCUCAACAGGGGAGCCAGUGUCAACUUCACGCCACAGAAUGGCAUCACGCCGCUGCACAUCGCCUCCCGUAGGGGGAACGUGAUCAUGGUGCGGCUCCUGCUGGACCGCGGGGCCCAGAUAGAAACAAGGACCAAGGAUGAAUUGACACCUCUCCACUGUGCAGCUCGGAAUGGGCACGUGCGAAUCUCAGAGAUCCUGCUGGACCACGGGGCACCUAUCCAAGCCAAAACCAAGAAUGGCUUGUCCCCAAUUCACAUGGCGGCUCAGGGAGACCACCUUGACUGUGUCCGACUUCUACUGCAAUACAACGCAGAGAUAGAUGACAUCACCCUGGACCACCUGACCCCACUCCACGUGGCAGCCCACUGUGGCCAUCACAGAGUGGCCAAGGUUCUUUUGGAUAAAGGGGCCAAACCAAACUCCAGAGCCCUGAAUGGCUUCACCCCCUUACACAUCGCCUGCAAGAAGAGCCACAUCCGGGUCGUGGAGCUGCUGCUGAAGAUGGGAGCCGCCAUCGACGCGGUCACCGAGUCUGGCCUGACACCUCUCCACGUGGCCUCCUUCAUGGGGCACCUGCCCAUCGUGAAGAACCUCCUGCAGCGGGGGGCGUCGCCCAAUGUCUCCAACGUGAAAGUGGAGACCCCGCUACACAUGGCAGCCAGGGCAGGGCACAUGGAAGUGGCCAAAUAUUUGCUCCAGAACAAAGCCAAAGUCAAUGCCAAGGCCAAAGAUGACCAGACCCCGCUUUACUGUGCAGCUCGCAUUGGCCACACAAACAUGGUGAAGCUCCUGCUAGACAAUAAUGCCAGCCCCAACCUGGCCACCACCGCCGGGCACACCCCACUGCACAUUGCAGCCCGAGAGGGCCAUGUGGAAACAGCCCUGGCCCUUCUGGAAAAGGAAGCAUCCCAGGCGUGCAUGACUAAGAAAGGAUUUACUCCUCUCCACGUGGCGGCGAAGUACGGGAAGGUUCGGGUGGCAAAGCUGCUGCUGGAACGGGGUGCUCAUCCAAACGCUGCUGGAAAAAACGGCUUGACUCCGCUGCACGUGGCCGUCUAUCACAACCACCCGGACAUUGUCAAGCUGCUGCUUCGCCAGGGCGGUUCCCCGCACAGCUGCGCUUGGAAUGGCUACACCCCUCUGCACAUCGCUGCCAAGCAGAACCAGAUGGAGGUGGCCCGCAGUCUGCUGCAGUAUGGGGGGUCAGCAAAUGCAGAGUCGGGGCAAGGCGUGACGCCCCUCCACCUGGCUGCCCAAGAGGGUCAUGCAGAGAUGGUGGCUCUGCUACUCUCCAGACAAGCCAAUGGCAACUUGGGGAACAAGGGUGGACUCACUCCUCUCCAUCUAGUAGCACAAGAAGGUCACGUUCCAGUGGCAGAUGUGCUGAUCAAACACGGUGUCACAGUGGACGCCACCACGCGGAUGGGUUACACUCCACUCCAUGUGGCCUGUCAUUACGGAAAUAUCAAGCUGGUGAAGUUUCUGCUACAGCACCAGGCAGACGUCAACGCCAAGACCAAGCUAGGAUACAGCCCAUUGCACCAGGCGGCCCAACAAGGACAUACAGACAUUGUGACACUGCUUCUCAAAAACGGUGCUUCCCCAAACGAGGUCAGCUCGGAUGGAACCACACCCCUGGCAAUAGCCAAGCGCUUGGGCUACAUUUCUGUAACAGAUGUGCUCAAGGUUGUCACGGAUGAAACUGGUGUGGUGUUAGUCAGUGACAAGCACCAGAUGAGUUUCCCUGAGACAGUAGAUGAGAUCCUGGAUGUGUCUGAAGAUGAAGGAACUGCUCAUAUAACUAUAAUGGGAGGAGAACUUGUAGGCUCCAAGGCUGAGAGGCAGGAUUCCAGGGACAUAGAGGAAGACAAGGAGCUGCUGGAUUUUGUGCCGAAGCUGGACCAAGUGGUGGAAUCUCCAGCUAUCCCGAGGAUUCCUUGUGUCACACCUGAGACAGUGCUGAUCAGAUCUGAAGAGCCAGAACAGGAAUCUAAGGAGUAUGAUGAAGACUCACUCAUCCCCAGCAGCCCAGCCACAGAGACCUCAGACAACAUUAGCCCGGUGGCCAGCCCUGUCCACACAGGGUUUCUGGUGAGCUUCAUGGUGGACGCCCGGGGAGGCUCCAUGAGGGGCAGUCGUCACAACGGCCUGAGGGUGGUGAUCCCGCCUCGGACGUGCGCAGCACCCACUCGCAUCACCUGCCGCCUGGUCAAGCGCCAGAAGCUGAGCUCGCCGCCCCCGUUGGCCGAGGAGGAGGGCCUGGCCAGCAGGAUCAUUGCACUGGGGCCCACAGGGGUCCAGUUCUUGAGCCCUGUGAUUGUGGAGAUCCCCCACUUUGCCUCCCUCGGCCGUGGGGACCGUGAGCUUGUGGUGCUUCGGAGUGAAAAUGGCUCCAUGUGGAAGGAACACAAGAACCGCAACGGAGAAAGCUACCUGGAUCAGAUCCUCAACGGGAUGGAUGAAGAGCUGGGGAGUCUGGAGGAGCUGGAGAAGAAGAGAGUGUACCGAAUCAUCACCACCGACUUCCCCUUGUACUUCGUGAUCAUGUCGCGGCUCUACCAGGACUCUGACACCAUUGGCCCUGAAGGGGGCUCCCUGAAGAGCACGCAGGUCCCCAUGGUGCAGGCAACGUUCCCAGAAAAUGCUGUCACCAAGAGAGUGAAGCUGGCUUUGCAGGCCCAGCCUGUACCGGAUGAGCUAGUCACCAAACUCCUGGGCAACCAGGCGACGUUCAGCCCCAUCGUUACUGUGGAGCCACGGCGCCGGAAGUUCCACCGCCCCAUCGGGCUUCGGAUCCCACUCCCUCCUUCCUGGACAGACAACCCUCGGGACAGCGGGGAGGGAGACACCACCAGCCUGCGCCUGCUCUGCAGUGUCAUUGGAGGAAUAGACCAAGCCCAGUGGGAAGAUAUAACGGGAACGACCAAGCUCAUGUAUGCCAACGAGUGUGCCACCUUCACCACCAAUGUCUCUGCCAGGUUUUGGCUGUCGGACUGUCCUCGGACGGCUGAGGCUGUGAACUUCGCCAGUCUGCUGUAUAAGGAGCUUAUAGCGGUGCCCUACAUGGCCAAGUUUGUCAUUUUUGCCAAGAUGAAUGACCCCCGAGAAGGGCGACUGCGAUGCUACUGCAUGACGGAUGACAAAGUGGACAAGACCCUCGAGCAGCAUGAGAACUUCGUUGAGGUGGCCCGGAGCAGGGAUAUAGAGGUUUUGGAAGGAAUGCCCCUUUUUGCAGAACUCUCUGGGAACCUGGUACCCAUCAGAAAAGCUGCCCAGCAGCGGAGGUUCCAGUUCCAGUCUUUCCGGGAGAACCACUUGGCCAUACCCGUGAAGGUGAGGGACAGCAGUCGAGAACCAGGAGGGUCCUUGUCAUUUCUGCGCAAGGCGAUGAAGUAUGAGGACACCCAGCACGUUCUCUGCCACUUGAACAUCACCAUGCCUCCUCCCUGCACCAAGGGGAGCGGAGCUGACGACAGGAGAAGGACUUUGACGCCGCUGGCCCUGAGAUACAGCAUUCUCAGUGAAUCCUCCCCAGGCUUCCUCAGUGGGACAGACCGAGCAGAUAUGAAGAUGGCUAUCAUAUCAGAACACCUUGGCUUCAGCUGGGCAGAGUUGGCUCGGGAGCUGCAGUUCAGCGUGGAAGACAUCAACAGGAUCCGCGUGGAAAACCCCAACUCCUUGUUGGAGCAGAGUGUAGCCUUGUUGAACCUCUGGGUCAUGCGUGAAGGCGAAAAUGCAAAGAUGGAGAAUCUGUACACAGCCCUGCGGAACAUUGACCGGAGCGAGAUCGUGAACAUGCUGGAGGGCUCUGGCCGACAGAGCCGCAAUCUGAGACCGGACAGGCGGCACGCGGACCGCGACUACUCGUCAUCUCCCUCCCAGAUGAAUGGUUACUCCUCGCUGCAGGACGAGCUGCUGUCCCCUGCCUCCCUGCACUACGCGCUUCCCUCUCCUCUGCGUGCAGACCAGUACUGGAACGAAGUGGCCCUCAUAGACAUCCCCUUGGCGGCCACGGAGCAUGACACCAUGCUGGAGAUGUCUGACAUGCAGCUGUGGUCCCCGGGCCUCACACCCUCCCUGGUCACUGCUGAGGACUCCUCUCUGGAGUGCAGCAAGGCCGAGGACUCUGAUGCCACCGGCCACGAGUGGAAGCCGCAGGACACGCUCCCCAAGCAACUCCAGGGCCACCUGCUGGGCUCUGUGGACGGUGUGGAGGACAACACAGUGGAUUCAGAUGCCACAAAUAGCCUUAUCGAUUUGUUUGACCAGGAGGAUGGUCAGAGGUCAGAAGAGAAGCUGCCAGGUCAUAAGAGGCAGGAGGACUCAACAGGUGCAGGGCAGGACUCAGAGAAUGAAGUGUCUCUUGUUUCAGGCCAGCAGACGGUGCAAGCCCACAUCACAGAAUCGCCCACCGUGAGUCGGGUGAUGGAGACGAGCCAGGACAGACUACAGGACUGGGAUGAGGAAGGCUCCAUUGUCUCAUACCUGCAAGAUGCUGCACAAGGUUCUUGGCAAGAGGAGGACACGCAAGGCCCACACUCAUUCCCGAGAACAGUCACCACCAUCACAGGGCUGGAGCCCAGUGGGUCUCAGGAGUAUGAGAAGGUCUCGGUGUCUGCAGCUGAGCACUUGCAGAUAGAGCAGGCUGAGGCUGAGACCCCCCAGGCUGACUGGGAACAGAGACAACAAGGCCACCAAGAAUGGGUACAGGAGGCAGAGAGCACCUUCUCCCAGAUGGAACAGGUAAAUGAGCUUCAGAAUAUUCCAGGGGAGCAGGUGACAGAGGAACAAUUCACAGAUGAGCAGGGCAACAUUGUCACCAAGAAGAUUGUUCGCAAAGUAGUUCGGCAGAUAGACACACCUAGUGCCGAUGACACCCAGGAGCACGAGGAGGUGAUUGUUGAGGGGCCCCUGGAGGAUCCUAGUGAGCUGGAAGCUGAUAUUGAUUACUUUAUGAAACACGCCAAGGUGGAGCUGAGAGGGAGUAGCCUGCAGCCAGACCUGAUAGAGGGCAGGAAGGGAGCUCAGAUAGUGAAGCGGGCCAGCCUGAAGAGGGGGAAACAGUGACAUCGAGCCCCUCCCCUCCAAUGGCCUCUUUGGAGGAUCACAGCUCGACACCCAACCCUUGAACUCCACACACUCUGCUAUGCUCACAGGAGGAGAGCUGGACCGAGGGCUACGAAGUGGCGCACACGUUCCUCUAGGCAAUGGCAUGGUCUUCGUAAGGGGCUUCCUUUAGUCUCCUAUUCGCAUCAACGACUGACUGUAGACGCAUGACCUACAGUCCUCAAUCCUGCCUCUAGUGACGACGGAUCUCUGUCGGGAAACAGGACAACAGGACAAAAGCCGCAAGAAGCAGGGAGAGAGAGAGGGAUGGAGAGCCAGCGCAAGAGAGCGCGUGAACGCGGUGAACAAGGGCUCUUUUGUGGCUGGGGAUGAUAUAUUUUUUUAAAUCGUUUUAAUUUUGACUCGUUACAGGGUACUCUUUUUCAACCUCAUCUGUGAGAAAUCCAUGUGCGCUUCCGGAAAAGGAAAAAAAAAGAAAACUA
Ceratotherium simum simum (southern white rhinoceros) is the source of this 6505-nucleotide messenger RNA. Lineage: Eukaryota; Metazoa; Chordata; Mammalia; Perissodactyla; Rhinocerotidae. The record is from RefSeq and is a predicted model, not a curated record.